AUGCAUUCGAGAAGGCCCUUCGAGCGUCAGCGCGACGGCGGGAAUAGCGGCGAUAAUGGCGGCGCUUAUGGCGUCUCUACGAAUGUCGUCAUGAGCUGUAACUGCAGCCCCGCGAUCACCCUCGACUUCCCCGCCUCCCCUUCCGCCUUUCCCUCCGCCUCCCCUUCCGCCUUUGCUUCCGUCUCCGCUGCGUGGUCGCACGUGUCCCAGAUUCCUCCUCUUGACUCGACUCUAUGGCCGUCCGAUGCCGCGCGGUUCGACACAAACGGCGGAGAAUCAUUCCCCGCGUUUCACUGCGGAUAUCCCGCUCAAGGAGGAGCUGUUAAAGGUACCGCGGCAGCCGACGUGGCGCUCGGGGAUUGGUUGAAAAAGGCAGCGGCAUCAGCGGCGGGUGAAACGGCACCAAUGGCGGUGGGGCGGAAGCAGCGGCAGCAGCUGCUGCAGCAAUGGUUCCACGAUGCUCCUCCUGGCCUCCUCCCCCCCGCCUUCCCUGAAUUCAACCGAGUCAACCGACACAGCCAAGUCAACCGAUCCAGCCAAGUCAACACCGAAUUCAACGCAGUCGGUGCUUUCAAUGCGUUCAACGCAUCAAGAAGAGUCAACACGGACAACAUGGACAACACAAUACACGCUGUCAACGAAAUCAAUGCGGUCAAACCAGUCAGUGUGGCCACUGGCAGUGACUGCUCUGUAUCCGAACCUGCUGACGCCAGCCUCAGAUUCCGAGCCUCGGAGUCAGCUCUGGAAGUGGAAUCCGAGCCUGCAGCCUCGGUUGAGCCUCUGGAAGUCAAUGCAUGUGGACUCGCAAUUCCAGCACCAGAGGAGAGGGAGGUGCAAGUGGGGGAGGUGGAGAUGGGGGUGGUGUUGGGGCGACCAGUGGAGGACAUUCGGCAGCAGUGGCUUCUGCUCAAGAAGGAGAUAGGCAGGGGGCAGUACGGUGUGAUACGGCGAUGCGUGCACCGCAGCACCGGGGAGGUCGCUGCCUGCAAGAGCAUCCGGAAAUCCGCAUUCCAGAGCGCUGCUGACGUGGAGGCAGUGCGGAAUGAGGUGGCAUUCAUGGAGGAACUCAAGGGUCAUGCCAGCAUCAUUCGGAUCAAGCAGGCCGUGGAGACGCACAGGCACGUGCACGUGGUGAUGGAGCUCUGUGAGGGGGGAGACCUGUUUGACCGCAUUGACUCGCACGGAAGGCUCUCGGAACCUUCUGCAGCGCGCAUCUUCCGAUCGCUCAUGCUGGCCUUGCAGCACUGCCACUCGCACGGCAUCGUGCACCGCGACGUCAAACCUGAAAACAUCCUACUAUCGAAUCCUGCUAAUAACGAGGAUAUCAAAGGAGCUGCUAUUGAAGGAGCUGAUAUCAAAAUAAAGCUGAUUGAUUUUGGUUUGGCCGUGAGGUUCACUCCGGGUGUGGCUCUAUCCGGGGAGGUGGGCACAGCAAACUACAUGGCUCCAGAGGUGUUUUCCGCGUCGUACGGUGCUGAGUGCGAUAAGGUAUUGGAGGCCAAGUGGGGUGGGUUCAGCCGCAGCCGGAGGUGGCUGGAGCUGUCGUCACCAGCCAAACAUCUCAUCAUUCGCAUGCUCUCUGCUGAUCCCACCACCCGAAUCACUGUCAAUGAGAUUCUUGAGCACGAAUGGGUCACCGCCUGCACAAGAGUCUACUGA
Molecule: messenger RNA, 1659 nt
Organism: Closterium sp. Yama58-4
Lineage: Eukaryota; Viridiplantae; Streptophyta; Zygnematophyceae; Desmidiales; Closteriaceae
Source: the annotation of a GenBank genome assembly